CGCCGACAAGUGCAUUAGCCUAACUCAUCCCGGCGUGCCUGCCCGGGCCUUGGCGUUCCUCAAAGCACGACGGAAAGACCGGCUUGCGAUAUAGCGAGGACUCUCGUGUAGUCGUCCGGACGUUUUUUAAGUCGGCUGGGCGAUGGCCUCCCUCAUGGACUACUUCCGGCGAGGCGGCUCCCGGUACUCGCGGCUCCCGACCAACGACGCUACCAGCGAGCUUCCCGAGAGCGCUGCGCAUGGCCAGGCGGUUCCCGAUCACCGAGCCCACUCCCGCCAUGAACGGAGCAGACGUGCUUUCAAGGUCGCUGCCCUCGCGCUCAUGCUGCUGAUGGCUGGCUUCCUGGCCGUCACCUUCCUCCGGGCGGCGACCUCCACGGCCCAGCACUGCGACACUCCCGAGCGGGGGUUUCAGUGCAGCCCCACGACCUCGCACUUCUGGGGCCAGUACUCACCAUACUUCUCGGUGCCGUCCGAGAUCGAUGCGUCGGUCCCAGAGGGCUGUGAACUGACCUUUGCACAAAUCCUCUCCCGCCACGGCGCGAGAGCGCCGACCCACAGCAAGGCCGUCUUCUACGCCAAGGUCAUCGACGACAUCCAGCAGACCGCCACCUCGUACGCCGCCGGCUACGAGUUUCUCAAGACCUACAACUACACGCUGGGCGCGGACCAGCUCACCCCGCUGGGCCAGCAGCAGAUGGUCAACUCGGGCCUCAAGUUCUACCGCCGGUACUGCUCGCUGGCGCGCAAGUCCGUGCCCUUCAUCCGCACCUCGGGCCAGGAGCGCGUCGUGCAGUCCGCCCAGAACUUCACGCAGGGUUUUCACGCUGCCCUGCUCGCGGACCCCAAGGCCACGGCCCCGCACGACUUCCCUUACGACAUGGUCGUCAUCUCGGAGGCCGCCACGGCCAACAACACGCUGCACCACGGCCUCUGCACGGCCUUCGAGGAUGGCGUCUACUCCACCAUCGGCGACAGCGCGCAGGCUACCUACCAGGCCGUCUUCGCGCCGCCCAUCACGGCGCGCCUCAACGAGCACCUGCCCGGCGCCAACCUCUCCGACGCGGAGACCGUCGCGCUGAUGGACCUGUGCCCCUUCGACACCGUCGCCUCCUCCCCCUCCGCCUCCCUCUCCCUCUCCCCCUUCUGCCACCUCUUCACCGCGGCCGAGUGGCUCGCCUACGACUACUACCAGUCGCUGGGCAAGUGGUACGGCUUCGGGCCGGGCAACCCGCUGGGGCCGACGCAGGGGGCGGGCUUCGCGAACGAGCUGGUGGCGCGGCUGACGCGGGCUCCCGUGCGCGACGCGACCAGCACCAACGCCUCGCUCGACGCCGACCCGCGCACCUUCCCGCUCGACCGCGCGCUGUACGCCGACUUCAGCCAUGACAACGACAUGAUGGGCAUCCUGGGCGCGCUGGGCGUGUACGACGGCGUCGUGGGCAAGGUGGACAACACCACGCGCACGGGCCCGGAGCGCAACAGCGGGUUCGCGGCCAGCUGGGCCGUGCCGUUUGCCGCCAGGGUGUAUGUCGAGAAGAUGCGCUGCGGUGGGGGCCGUGGGGGCCGUGGGGAUGAGGAAGCGGAGGAGGAGGAGAUGGUGCGCGUGCUGGUCAACGACCGCGUGAUGCCGCUGAAGGGGUGCGGGGCGGAUGAGAGGGGGCUGUGCACGCUGAGCAGCUUUGUCGAGAGCAUGGCGUUUGCGAGGGGCAAUGGGAGAUGGGAUUUGUGCUUUGCUUGAUACCCUAGAAAUGCCACAGUAUUGUUUUAGGAUGAAGCAGUGAGGCAUGAGAGCGUGGCGUUCAUUGACCCAGGUUGUAAACGCAAGCGAGUGUGGAGGUGUCUCGGGUUGCCUGCAACCCCUACUGAUACUCUUUGAAUCAUCCAGCCAGAUUUGACGAACUCCCAGAUCGCUGACCAUGAAAGAGCCGAGGGCGGUAAUCUGACGACCAUCGUCGUAUCAC
This is a messenger RNA of Thermothielavioides terrestris NRRL 8126, 1964 nucleotides long. RefSeq lists its product as uncharacterized. NCBI's taxonomy places the organism in Eukaryota, Fungi, Ascomycota, Sordariomycetes, Sordariales, Chaetomiaceae. The record is from RefSeq and is a predicted model, not a curated record. Bases 143 to 1741 code for a protein of 532 amino acids. The transcript is spliced from 2 exons. Gene Ontology annotation, molecular function: acid phosphatase activity.